Molecule: messenger RNA, 792 nt
Organism: Iphiclides podalirius (scarce swallowtail)
Lineage: Eukaryota; Metazoa; Arthropoda; Insecta; Lepidoptera; Papilionidae
Source: the annotation of a GenBank genome assembly
AUGAUGCGUCUACUGAUACUUGCGUCUGCUGUUGUGUUAGUGUUGGCUCAUCAUGAACACCCGGACCAGUACAGGGCCAUAGCGAAACUGACGCAGCCCAGCGGCGAUCAAGUUCAAGGGAACGUGACCUUCACUCAGCUCCCAGACGGGAAGGUGCACAUUCAGGGUGUGAUCCUGGGCCUGGCACCGGGACACUAUGGCUUCCACGUCCACGAGAAGGGAGACAUCAGCGGCGGAUGCGGUUCCACAGGAUCCCACUACAACCCCCUUCACAAAGACCACGGCCACCCGAACGACGAGAACCGACACGUGGGUGACCUUGGCAACGUGGUCUUCGACGAGAACCGCGUCAGCGUUCUGGACUACGUAGACAGCGUCAUCUGCCUAACCGGGGAGUACUCUAUCAUUGGCCGUGCCGUGGUCCUCCACGAGAAGUCCGACGAUUUCGGGCGCAGCGCCCACCCUGACUCCAAGAAGACCGGCAACGCUGGUGGCAGGGUCGCUUGCGGCGUCAUCGGAAUCCUGGAUCCUGUGUCUGGUUGGAACAGAAACGGCGCUUCGUCCUCGAGAAAUUCCACUGUGGCGUUCUGCACUUCGGUCUUCGCUGUGGUGGACAUGAAAAUCUUUCAGAAGUACGGCAAUGAUCAAGGGGCGGGCUGCUUUGCCGGCGAUGUCAUGAUUAUAGUCGCCAGCUCAAUGCUGGUGGCUGUUGCAGUUUUUGGCUGCUACGGAGCACUGAAGAGGAAUCCUAAAAUACUUUAUCUGGUAAGUACUAAAGUAAAAGUAACUGUU